Molecule: messenger RNA, 4702 nt
Organism: Austrofundulus limnaeus
Lineage: Eukaryota; Metazoa; Chordata; Actinopteri; Cyprinodontiformes; Rivulidae
Gene: git2b
Product: G protein-coupled receptor kinase interacting ArfGAP 2b
Exons: 21
Coding region: 174-2393 (739 amino acids)
Biological process (GO): synaptic vesicle recycling; brain development; regulation of G protein-coupled receptor signaling pathway
Cellular component (GO): synapse
Molecular function (GO): small GTPase binding; GTPase activator activity
Source: RefSeq, a predicted model, not a curated record
ACUGGAACGAGACGUCGCUGCUUUUGUUCAUCAACAGAAGGAGGGAGGAGGGUUUAGUGGACGGACAGACAGCUUCUUUGCCUGGUAGAAAGCGGUCUAUCAGGGCGGAUUAGUUGUGUUAUACCCUUUAAAAACAUUGGCUCUCUCUGGACGUGGAGGAUUUGAAUCACGGAAUGUCAAAGCGAGUGCGAAGCAGAGAGGUCUGCGCUGAUUGCAGCGCUCCUGAGCCAAGGUGGGCCUCUGUUAACAGGGGUGUGUUGAUCUGCGAUGAGUGCUGCAGCAUCCAUAGAGGUCUCGGGCGACACAGCUCCCAAGUCCGACAUCUGACGCAUUCUCCUUGGUCACCCUCUCAGCUGCAGAUGGUCCAGACGUUGUAUGGUAAUGGAGCAAACUCCAUAUGGGAACAUAGCCUUCUGGAUCCUUCCUCCUCAGUCAGCGGGAAGCGCAAAGCCAACCCUCAGGACCGAGUUCAUCCUAACAAGACAGAGUUCAUCAAGGCAAAAUACCAGAUGUUGGCUUAUGUGCAUCGGAUGCCUUGUCGGGAGGAUGAUAGUGUAACUGCAAAAGACCUCAGUAAGCAACUUCACUCCAGUGUUCGGACAGGGAACCUGGAGACCUGCCUUAGACUCUUGUCGUUAGGAGCGCAGGCCAACUUCUUCCACUCUGAAAAAGGAAACACUCCAUUACACAUUGCAGCAAAAGCAGGUCAAAUUCUGCAGGCUGAGUUGUUGGCAGUUUAUGGAGCUGAUCCUGGAGCUCUGGACUCAAGUGGAAAGACCCCCAUUAAUUAUGCACGACAAGCUGGGCACAACGAGCUUGCAGAGAGGCUGGUGGAGAUCCAAUAUGAACUCACAGAUCGGCUGGCUUUUUACCUUUGUGGCAGAAGACCAGAUCACAGAAAUGGGCAACACUUCAUCACUCCACAAAUGACAGACAGAAAUAACAGCCUCGAUUUGUCAGAUUUUGCAAAAGCUGCAAAGAAGAAGCUGCAGUCGUUGAGCAACCAUCAGUUUGAAGAACUUGCCAUGGAUGUUUACGAUGAGGUGGACAGAAGGGAAACGGACGCAGUGUGGUUGGCCACUCAGAAUCACAGCACACUUGUCACAGAAACCACAGUUGUGCCUUUUCUGCCAGUCAAUCCUGAGUAUUCAUCUACCAGGAACCAGGGUCGUCAGAAACUGGCCCGGUUCAGCGCUCGAGAAUUUGCCACCCUUGUGAUUGAUAUUCUAGCAGAUGCUAAACGACGACUGUGGGGUAAUUCAUGUGAAAGUCCGAAAGAAAACGUGGAGCUGAUCUUCCAAGGAAUAGACAGUCGACACAACAGUGAGAGCCAAGACAACGACCAGCCGGAUUAUGACAGCGUGGCGUCGGAUGAAGAUCCUGCGCAGGAGGCCACGUGUGGGGACAGCUGCACCGAUGGAAGGACAAAGAGCUCCGAGUCUUCUGACCUGUCUGAUGGACCAAUCACAGUGCAGGAAUUUAUGGAGGUGAAGAGUGCCCUGAAUGCAUCAGAAGCCAAAAUACAACAGCUUCUCAAAGUCAACUGUCAUCUAAGUGAAGAGCUGCGGUUGAUGCAGAGCAAGCUGAGCUCCCUGCAGACUGAAAACACAACGCUGCGAUGGCAAGCCCCCGGAGGACAACAACAACCCCAGGGGCCCUUUGGCCGGCAUCCGGCCCGCGGAGGCCGCGCCAUGUCCAUGUACGAGACGGGCUCCGCUCCGAGGCAGUACCCCCACCGGGUCGAAGCGGCUCGCCACGAAGACGGAGUCAUCUUACAGCCCUUCCCUACCAACAUUGGUAGAGGUCCUUUGGGGACAGCUGCCUCCUCCCUUCCUACCUUCCCCUCUCCCCUGUCCUGGUCGUGGGAUGAGAGAUCUCGAAGGGGCUGCAGUCUUGGAGGGCAGAGCACGAUGUUGGAGAAUGACUAUGACACAACACCCAGUCACUCCGAGCAGGAGGACACUGGCCCUCUUACAGCCCCAGAAACAGUGGAACCAGAGGAGGAAGGUGAAGAAGACGCCACCCUGCCUUGCACCGAGGACGUUAUCUGUAAAACCGAGCAGAUCACUAAAAACAUCCAGGAACUUCUUAGAGCUGCUCAGGAGACCAAACACGAAAGCUUUCUGCCGUGCUCUGAAAAGAUCUGCCUGGCUGUAACAGAGAUGGCUGCCCUGUUUCCAAAGAGGCCGUCUCUGGAGACGGUUCGGAGUUCUCUCUAUCUGCUGACCUCCAGCGCCAGCCGGCUCCACGGAGAGUGCCAGAAGGCUGCAGAGCACAACCCCUGCCCAUCGGACAUCCAGCUGGUCACUCAGCAGGUUAUCCAGUGUGCCUAUGAUAUUGCCAAAGCUGCCAAGCAACUUGUUACUGUGACAACCAAAGAAAACAACAACUAACUAAAAAAUAAAAAAAAAGCCAAAGACAUUUCUGGUGCACCCAGUAUUGCUUACAUUUAAAUUUAAUCAAUGUAAAUUUGUUGUCUGAUAGUAAUCAUUUUAAGCAUUCAGAUACUGUACAUUCCUUAAGGUGGGAAAAGUCUUUAAAAAAAAGAGAUGUCGUGCAAAUUUAUCAAUCAUACAAAAGCUAAGUUAUUUUUAUCUGUGCCAUGCAUAUAAACACAGUGAAAGAUGUAGGAGAAAUCCUGUUACUAUUCCUUACCUCACUAAUUCAUACCACUUGAUUUCUGAAAGUGCAAUGCCGUGUGAUUAUGUGCAACAGAAUUGAACAAAAAAAAAAAUCUAAGAAGCUUUUCACAUUUCCACUUAUCUGUAAUGUUGCAGCGGUGAAAUCCGACAACAAGGAUCACAACCUCUAACCAUUCCAGUCACAAUGGUUUAUUUUUCUAACUGUUUGUUUGUAGGAGGUAGUGGCAGUAUUGUUAUGUUGAACCUUUGUGAUGUUGCUUGCUUCACGUUUUAGUAAGCCAACUGUGAUGAUACAAAAAGCCUUCAGUGUUUUAGGAGCUUUGUCAGGCCAACAGGACUGCACACUUUUAUUCCAUCCAGCCGGUGAUUUGUUUUUAUCUUCUUUUUUUUUUCCUCCCUCAGUUGGUUGAAAAUGUGCUUUUUAGGUAGAGUACUUAUUGAAGUUCUAAUGUCACAGCCAUACUUAUAUGAUGUGUGUGUUUGUGUGUUUUUCCCACAAAGGUGCUCACAAAGACACCCUGUGUAGCUUCUGUGAAAUCCAGUUUGAAUUGAGUUAAAUAGCUUUAUGCAAAUAUGUAAGGUGUAUAUGUACCCAUGCAGUUUUCUAACUGAUUAAUCCAAAUGCUUUUUUAAUUUAUAAAUUGUACUUCACAUCGUUAAAGUAUCAGUGUUUGUUUUCAUAAGCUUUUCUUUAACACAGCUAACAUUAGUCCCGGCGCUUGGGAUGACUCAGCUGGUACGUAGUGGUUGGCUACUUGUGAGCUCUGUGCAUUUGGUGUGGUUCUGCUGUAGCUCCAGUGUUUUUUUACCUGCUUCCUGUGGUCAAACACCAUGGUUUACAGCCACCGAUAAAGUAACUGAACCCUGUGUGUGUGCUUGUUUGUAGAUGAGUUUGAACCAGAGGUGGAAAGCUAAUUCUCUGCACAGUUCAUUUAUCACUCAGGUUUAAAUUAGAUUUGUAAAAGAUCAAAUGUUUUCCAAGAAAAGUACAAAGUAUCUUCUUUUUAGUUGACUGAGUUACCUGUGAUCUUCAUCAAACAGUCAGAACAAUUGUAAUAUAUUGUUUUUACCAAAACACAGCAUCUAUAAUUAGGAAUAUAUUUUAUUGUAUUUAUAAGGCAGUUUUUCUAAUUGACUUGUAAAGAAGAGAAAAGGAGUUCCACAUCAAACAUGAGAACCUUCUCUGUUCGUCUGUAUACAGACACGUCAUGAAUCCCAACCUUUUUCGAAAAACUUUCAGGAACUAUAACAUAUUUUGUUAUUACCUUUUUAUCUUUGUUUAAAUGAGACAAAUAUUACUUUAAAUAGAUAUCGCCUGCCUCAAAUUAAUAUUCAGUUUAUUCUCCAUAAACUGAAAUUAUUUCAUUUCAGACCAGAUGCUUUGGUCACCAACCCAUUAAUUUAGAUUUAGGCAGGAUUGGGACCAAUUAUUUUGACAUUAAUGCAGUUAUUUAAUAUCAGUUACAUGGUAAACUUAGUAAUAUGCUAAAAAGUUUCCUUUCAUUGUGUUUGUGGUUGGUUCAAUAUGUUGAGUCAAUUCUAAAGUGGAUCAAGAAAAAGGUUGUUGACCGCUCAGGUGACCUGAUCAAGUGUGCUGCCUGGUUCACCACAUGUUGGAUACCGCUUUGUAAUUGUCUUUAAAAUGAAAAGUCACACAAAGAAGCUAACUCAUGGCAGAAUUAGCACUAUUUGAAAUUGUCACCCUCUAUUUUCAAAGCACACAAGUUAUAAAAUAAUAUGUAUGCAUAAAUCUCAAUUACAAUAAUAAAAAUAUAUGUUUUCAUAACAAAUCAGCUGAAGACAAAGGGUUUGUGUGUUUAAUUAAAUAUUCCUGAUUUCAUGUAGGCUAAAAUAUAACUGUCCAAUAUCCUAACAUCAUAUUUUAAAUGAAUUUAUAAAAUAAUUUUUUUUUAUUUAUUUAAACAUUUGAAAUAGAGUAUUCUGUGAGCUUCCACUCUGGUGUCAAACCUGAUAUUUACCUCCCAGUAAGUAUUAACUCCCACCAGCCCCUGGUUGAAAAACAAACCUUGUCUCAUGUAUAAUAAACUAUAAUACCUCAA